UGGAUGACUGCAAUACAAUAAAAGAAGAUCGUCUGUUUUGCUGUUGAAUUUGAGACGUUGCUCCCUUCCAUUCUCAUUAAACAGAGACCUCUAGCGGGCACUACGUAUUCGACCAUAAUCCCGCUAAAAUCAUGGCUGCACCGAACCAACAUGGUCUGUAUCCAACUGUCCCGCAUUCUGGUCGAGAUAUGGAUAUUUCAAAUGGGAAUGCUGAUGGAAUAAAUGAAGCACAAGUUGACCUUUUGAGAGGCACCGAGAAGUACCAGGGCAACGCUCAGCCCAGUGAUAAACCGGGGAAGUGGGGCGUGGCAUGGUACAAGCAGCAGGAAUACCCCGAAAACAACCUAGAGCAAGAGAAUCCCAAUGAACAACUGGUCCAGGAUGUUUCCAGUACCGCGGUGCUCACCCCACUGGACGAUGACCUGGUUGGAAACAUCGAGGACCCCGGCGACCGGGGCAACUGGACGGGACGGUUUGACUUUCUCAUGUCCCUCCUCGGCUACUCCGUCGGGCUGGGCAACGUGUGGCGCUUCCCCUACCUGUGCUACAAAAACGGCGGCGGGGCCUUUCUCUUUCCCUUCAUUAUCAUGUUGUUUCUCAUUGGAAUGCCCAUGAUGUUCAUGGAACUCGCGUUUGGACAGUUUGCCGCACUGGGUCCCGCGGCGAUAUUCGAACGGAUAUGUCCGUUGUUUUACGGUCUUGGGUACGGUAUGAUCGCGGUAUCGGCUCUCGUAUCGCUCUACUAUACGGUGAUCAUUGCCUGGGCCAUCCUCUACAUGUUCACAUCCUUCACCUCAGAGCUUCCAUGGCAACGCUGCCACAAACCCUGGGCAACGAAAAACUGUUACUCCUACCAAGAUGCCGAUGAGUGUCAGAGUGUGAACGGGUCGUUCUACUUCAAGACGGUGUGCUAUAAUGCCUCGAUGGUCGUGGAAAAUAACAUGACGGCCAUCACCCACAGCCAGGUGGAUCGCCACGCUCCAGCUCAGGACUUCUUCGAACGACACAUCCUAACGAUAACGGAAGGGAUCCAUGAGAUUGGCACAGUGAAAUGGCAAAUUGCACUCUGUCUUCUGUUUGCGUGGUCGCUCACGUUCUUGGCUCUUAGCCGAGGCGUCAAGUCUGUCGGAAAGGUUGUGUACUUUACAGCUUUAUUUCCAUACUUUGUAUUAACCAUUCUCUUCUUCCGUGGAGUCACGCUACCUGGGGCGAUCAAUGGAAUUAUUUUUUACGUGACACCAGAUUUUAAAAAGCUUGCCACUGCCCAGACAUGGGUUGACGCAGCAGUGCAAAUUUUCUUUGCUCUAAGUCCAGCUUGGGGCGGCUUGAUAACGCUGUCCAGUUAUAACAAGUUUCACAACAACUGUUUCAAGGACUCAUUAAUUGUGUCUAUUGGAAACAUAUGCACGAGUAUAUUUGCUGGAUUCGUUAUCUUUUCUAUAGUCGGGUAUUUGGCCUAUGAACUGGACAUGCCAGUGGACAAGGUGGUAGAGCAAGGUCCCGGAUUGGCGUUCAUCGUGUUUCCAGACGUGGUGACGAGACUCCCCAUACCACCUAUUUGGUCUUUCCUCUUCUUCUUCAUGCUCAUCACACUGGGCAUGGGCAGUGAGUUUGCAUUGCUGGAGACCGUGAUGACCGCCAUCCAGGAUACUUACCCACCUUUCCGACAGAAAAAGACGUGGGUUGUACUUGUCGUCAGCAUUCUCGGGUUUUUUGGCGGUCUCGUUAUCUGUACUGAGGGAGGGAUGUACGUCCUUCAGUUGAUGGAUACGUAUGCCGCCAGUUGGUCCGUGUUUUUCAUGGCCAUUCUGGAGUGUGUUAUUAUUGGAUGGAUUUAUGGUGCCGACCGGUUCCUUAAUGAUAUUGAACAGAUGAUAGGGGUGAGAGGUCGACACUGGAAAAACUUUUUCAAGGCUUUCUGGAAAUACCUCACUCCAGGAACACUAUUGUUUCUUCUGUUCUUCAACUGGAUUGAAUACAAACCAAUGUCGUACGCUGGCCGCAAGUACCCAUUCUGGGCCAACAUCAUCGGCUGGGUGAUGGCAUUUAUUCCAAUCAUCGCCAUUCUCAGCAUGAGUGCAUUGAAACUAAGACAAGCUCCUAGUGGACUCAGUCUUAUCGAGAAAAUCCGGCAUAUGUUGAAACCAUCGGCAAGCUGGGGUCCAGCUCAUAAAAUACCCAAGUUCGAUAUCACCGAUGUGGACAAUGGAAAGGUCGAUGCUAGGACCAUAACGAACCCAGGAUUUAAUGGAAACGGUCCCUUCGAGACAAAAAUAUGAAAGUAAUUUUAGGUGGUUCUCUCUCCUUUUUUUCUUUUUUUUCUAGAUCAGGCAGUUGUCAAUUUUCCAAAAGCAUGUUCUUGCAAGCUGGGCAAGAGGUUUACGAAACUUUCAUAUCAGCACUGUGUGGUAGCAGUUGUUUGUUUUUCGCGUUCGAUCAGGAUUUAAUUCGUCACACUCGUUGCCAUUUUUGUUUGACUGUUAAGGAAGAUAACUCUUGCUUAAUCUUUCCUCGUGGAACAGCUUUUGUGUUGAUUGUUAUCAACACAAUGUAUCUGAGGCAGGACCUCCCGAUUCCAUCGGUUCUAUUCUCAGACAAUCAGGAAAGUGAGAAACUUGUCCAUGUCCAGUCUAUCAAGAAGUACAUUACAAGAGUGAAGUAAAACAAGAAAAGGAAAAGCAAGCGUAGGUCGGCACAUUUAACCCUUAAAGCUGGCCGUAAUUUCUUUCUACCAUUUAUAACUACAUGUCAUUCUGCACACAAAUGUAUCUUGGUUUUUAACCCUAAUCUCAGCUAUAGGGCAUUUUUUUAUUUUUUUUUUAUUUUUUUAUUUAGCAUACAAUUAAUCAAGAAAGCAUUUAAAUAGUAAUGUGGAACAGGAACAGUUGUUAAGCUUAAUGUAUCAAAGACUGACAGCAAAAAAUGGUUGUCUUUUUUGUUUGUUGCAAUAAUGAGUAAUCGUCUUUCACAUUUGUUACAUUUUUUUAAAUAUUGCUGUUAAUGGAAGGAAUUCAAGGCUAUAUAUUUUUUAAACUUUAUAAAACUUUGGACCUAGUCAAUUCUGGUAUUUAGCCUUUGAUAUAUGAUGUACAUUUUAUAUCUUUAACUUAAAUAGGGAUUAAAAAUCCAGUGAUUUUUUUUUGCGUGUGCAAAAUAAACAUACAUGUUUUAGAUGGAAAGUCUCCAACCUCGCUGCAUUAAUGUCAUAUAAUUAUCACUGAAGUGUGUGAAGUCGGCAACAGUUUAUCUUAGCAUUCAUGUACCUUUUUCAACCUAGCAGUAUGAGACUGAAUUUAUCAACAUCUUAUGUUACUGUGCCUGACAAAUAUUUGUUUUAUUUAAAAAUGUAAUAACACACGUUUGCUUGACGAGUCAUGUUGCCAUUGUUCCGAUGAGUUUGAUCUAGUAAGGCUGGAAAAUUGCAUUGUUGUUAUGGAGAGUGGUUGGACGAUUGGUUUUCAGAUCUACCAAAGAAAAGGCUGGACAAGAAGAAAUGAAUGCAACUUUAAAUCGGUAUAUGUAUCUGUACAUAACUGUUCCUUUAAGAUGUCUGGACAAAAAGAAUAAAUGAACGCAGGUUUGAAUUGAUACAUGUAUCUAUAUAUAACUGUUCCUUUAAGGCGUCGGCAUCAGCAGAUUUGGAAUAUGUACUUUUCUGGCCUGCAGAAUUGUUGAUUGGAGAAAAAACCCAAAGAGAACUGAUAUGACAUUGCAUCAAGAUACGUAUCUUGUACAUACGGUUUUGUGUAAAACUCUGGAAUAUGUCUGUGUAUUUUCUAACCUGCUGAAAAGUAGGUUGAAAAGUUUAGAACUGAUUUGAUGCAAUUUUGCUUCAAGGUGUGUAUCGAGGUGUGUAUCUGUACAAUACGGUUUGUGUAAAAGCCUUGGGAACACAUCUGGAUAUAUUCCAACCUUCUGAACAAAAAGACUGAUUACUGUAUCUCGCGGUUUUGCAUAAAGUUAUGUACAUGUUUCUGUAAACCAUUGAUGGCCUAGGAAUGUACGUGGACCCAUCAUUCUGACUUGUUAAGGAACUGGAGAAGACUGGAUGCUGAAUUAAUGCAGCUUCGCGUUAAUAUAUGUAUAUUUAUAUUAUGUAAGACUUGUUCAUAGCUUUGGAUUACGCCUGAACAUAUAUAUUUUUUGUUCCUAUCUGGAAGUUUGUUCAUAGAAGCAAGACCGGUGAAUUUUACAUAUCAACAUACUUGUCGUAGGUGUUUCGACUGUUGUUAACAAUCUGGUCAUUGCAUCUAAAUUCAAAAGAUUUAUAUUCGAAAAAAAGAUUUCAACUUUACCAUCAUCAUUAUUAACAUUCAGGUUUGAUGUGUGGGGUUUAACCAUUGUUGUUUUGUUUCCGUUUUGUUUUGUUUGUUGUUUUUCUUAUCCUACGAACACUUGUGACUUGUUUAUAUUGCAUAAUGCAUUUUACAGAAACCAAGUUGCCGUUACAAAUAUAGAAAACGUAAACUUAGAUCCAAAUAUAGAAAACGUAAACAUAGAUCCAAAAUGCAAUUUAAACCCAUUUGUGGCAAUUGUCAUAUUAGAUGACCUAAUGUUGUUGCUGAUUAAACAAUGUACUGAGGUGUUUUUUUAAAAUACAUAUGCAUUUCAUUUUGUAAAUAUAAAAUGAAAAAAAAGAAAGAACAUGUAACUGUUUGGAAUAUCGACAGUAAAUCCUCAGCAUAUGAUGUGCACCAGAGUCCGUGCCCAUGUUGCCUAGGUAACCCAAUUACGUCGGGUCGGGUCGGGUCGGGUUAGGUUAAUCUUUGAUCCCAUGCAUACAUCUACGUAAAGUUCACACAUGACCACCACAGAUUCAGUUUGUAAGAUUGCAAACUACUACAUCUUUGUAGAGGAUCAUGAUAUCGGUCUGCGUGUUUAUGUAAUACUGCUGCAUAAUUGGUUUGCUAAUUAAAGUAAAUUUGUAUUUAAAAACAAAAACAAAAAACCCACUUUUUUUUCACUGAAAUUUCUUACACUUUUAUUUUAUUUUUACUCAUUAAAAGUCAUUGACCGUAGUUUCUGGGGUAUAUUUUUUUUCUGUUUUGUAUAAAAUGUUACUAUAGACAUCAAGAUAACCUAAAAGUGAUUAGAUUUGCCAAAAUUAAUAAUUUAAGCAAGACAUUGUAAGUUGUACUAUGUACCAGAAAAAAUAGCUGUCAUAGCCAAAAAAUAUUUUACAAUGCCUAGAGCUACGUUUCUGUAUGUAUGCUUUUCCUGUCUGUUUUACAUCAAUCUGUGAAUGAGCAAAAUAAUGUGUGUGCCAUGUCUGUUUCAAUGCGAACCGUGCAUGAACAAUGUAUGUGAAUUUGGAAUCGCUUUUCAAGUGAUUUAUUCAUGGAUACACUGAUGACAGAUGUGUGAUAUUUCACAAGAAAUGACGUCAUAUUAUGGAAGAAAGAAUCAUUGUCAAUAUGUGCAAGAAGCCUUAAACUGACUGAUGGUCUUCACUGUAUCCUUUUGAAAUUAAUAUUCUGUCAGUGUGCAUUUAUGGAUGGCUAUAUAUGUGCACAGAUAUUGCGAUUCAUAUACUAGUAUUCAAAGAUCCGUGCAAUAUGAACACGGACAAUGUGCAUAUGGCGACGUAGCUUAAUACACGGAAUUAGGGUCAGUGACUUUAAUUAAUAAUUAUAAUUUUGAAAUUAAACUGACCCAUCCCACUCUGAAGUAGAACGCGAUGGCAAACUGGAUUUUUUUUUUUUUUUUUUUAUAAUUUAAUUUUAAGGAGGGUUUCACUGCAGUGUUUUAUAAAAUGUCAAAGUAAAUGUACCCAUGCUGGCAAAUAGAAAUAUUAUAAGCUACAUGUAUUGAAGUCAAAUUUGGGCAUAAUGAUUUUAAGUUUUUGUCUUAUAAAUAUAAUAUUUUUAGAGUGGAUAAGUGAGAGGUCCAUGGCAGGUUUUUUUUUCUACCUUUUGAAAAAAAACCCCAAAACAUGUGCAGUAAAUGUGUUAUAUAUUUUCAAUAUUGUCCUUAUAAAUGCAUGCUAGGACUUCAGUGAUAAAACAAAUUACAUUUUGUUAGCUUUUUAGCCUGAAUAAAAUAUAUAAUGCAUUUAUGUUUGACAAUGACAUUAAGAUUGAUGCACAAAAUACUCCAAAAACAUUAUUGAUCCAGAAUUCAAAAUGCUAGAUUAUAAUGUUGAUAAUUAUUAACAACACUACACGGACUGACAAAAGAAAUUUUACAACCUUUGUAAAUAAUAGUUUAAAACUUUAACAAAAAUAUGCAAAACAUAAAUUCCUUAAAAAGAUAAUACAUGGAAGUAAAAAAAAUAAAAAUACUAACAGUAAAAGUAGUCUGGGUACAAGUUAUUCAGCUUUUUAAAGGGACACGCCCUAGUUACGGCUAGUUGUUAACCAUUAUGGCAUUGUUUUUCGCUAUUAAACCCAUUUUUUCACAAAUAAAAUUGCACUUUACUUAC
Messenger RNA from Gigantopelta aegis, 6421 nucleotides. Its product is annotated as sodium- and chloride-dependent glycine transporter 1-like. Gene Ontology annotation, cellular component: membrane. The record is from RefSeq and is a predicted model, not a curated record. The transcript has 15 exons. Gene Ontology annotation, biological process: sodium ion transmembrane transport. Bases 132 to 2279 code for a protein of 715 amino acids. Lineage: Eukaryota; Metazoa; Mollusca; Gastropoda; Neomphalida; Peltospiridae.